Arthroderma uncinatum is the source of this 2634-nucleotide messenger RNA. RefSeq names its product Cullin-4B. NCBI's taxonomy places the organism in Eukaryota, Fungi, Ascomycota, Eurotiomycetes, Onygenales, Arthrodermataceae. Bases 1 to 2634 code for a protein of 877 amino acids. Gene Ontology annotation, biological process: ubiquitin-dependent protein catabolic process; protein ubiquitination; DNA damage response. Gene Ontology annotation, cellular component: Cul4-RING E3 ubiquitin ligase complex. Gene Ontology annotation, molecular function: ubiquitin protein ligase binding. The transcript has 5 exons. The record is from RefSeq and is a predicted model, not a curated record.
AUGGGUAAAAGGAAAUACAAAGACUCAAACCGAGACGAAUUGCAAGAAGAACAGGAACAGAGACAGAGGACAAUCCCGGAUCUCUUUUCUAGAGACCACGUCAGCUCGUCGACGUACAAGCAACCUCCUCUAUCGCCGUCAAGCAAGCGGCUACGGCGCAACGAAUGCGACUCCGCGCUUGAGACGUCAUCCGAAGGGCCAGCACUCAUCACUGUCGACAAGAUGUAUAACUUCACCAGCUCAGACGGCAAGGGAAACAACGGUAGUGCGUUCGGGUUCGGUCGCGCCAAUAACCACACUCCUCUGGUGAAAUCGAGACCGUUUAACGCCUCUACGAACCCAAGUAGCUUUACACCGCACACGGGCGCGAAGACACUCAAGGUCAAGAAUCUACGUGAUACUCCCCGCCUCGACCAGCAGCUAUACUUCGACAAGGUCUGGUCACAGCUAGACUCGGCUCUUACGGCAAUCUUCAACCAUGAGAAGCUUCCAUUUUCGCUGGAAGAGCUGUAUAGAGGGGUUGAGCACGUGUGCAGGCAAGGACGAGCGGCGCAACUAGCGAAGAAUCUCAAGGAUCGUUGCAUCGAACAUAUAUCAGGAAAAGUCAUGCAGUCACUGCUCGCGAAAACCUCCUCUGGGGAUGACGCGGGGGUGUUGCGUGCUGUGGAGGCUGCAUGGUCGCAAUGGAAUGCGCGCCUCGUGACAAUUCGGUCCAUCUUCUACUAUCUAGACCAGUCGUUCCUCCUCCAUUCCCCCAACAAUCCUGUUAUAUAUGAAAUGGGCCUCCUCCAGUUUCGUUCGACUAUAUUCUCCGAUGCCACUCUGAAAGCGAAGGUAUUUCAAGGAGCCUGUCAUCUAGUCGAGCUGGAUAGACAGGAGGACACUUACGCCGACCCCACCCUCCUGAGGAGCUCUAUAAAACUGUUUCACGACUUAAAGAUAUACACCAGCCAGUUUGAGCCAUGUAUACUCGAGAAUUCUGCGGCAUAUUAUAAGAACUGGGCGGUUAGCCGAUCGGCGGGUGACGAUCUUGCGGGCUACGUGGAAAAGUCUCAUCGUUUCAUUGAACGGGAGAUGGCCCGAUGUGACCUUCUCUCAUUCGACCGAGGGACAAAGCAGAAGUUGGCCGAGCUACUUGAUCAAAACUUGAUGGUCAAUCAAAAGAGCUUCCUUCUUAACGAGGUUGACAUCGUAGGACUCCUCCAGGCAAACAAUACAGUGGCACUGGAGCGGCUAUUCUCCAUGCUAGAGCGAAAGGGCAUGGGUGUGGAGGUGAAGCCGGCGUUUUGCAAAUAUAUCAUUGAACAAGGCUCUGCAAUCGUAUUCGACGAAGAACGCGAAGCGGAGAUGGUCAACAGACUCCUUGAUUUUAAGCAGAAUCUAGAUCAUAUCUGGAAAUUUUCAUUCCACAAUCACGAGCAGUUAGGACAUGCGCUUCGAGAAUCGUUUGAGACCUUUAUCAACCAGCAUAAAAAGUCAGAAUCCAACUGGGGAACCGACAACCCUAAGCCAGGUGAGAUGAUUGCAAAACACGUGGAUCUAUUGCUCAAGGGAGGUGUGAGAGCGAUUCAGAACCGUCCGAUCCAAGACAUCACUGGCGGUGCUAGCCUUACCGAUGAGGAUGCGGAAAUUAAUAAACAACUUGAUCAAGUGUUGGAUCUAUUCCGAUUCGUUCAUGGUAAAGCCGUGUUCGAGGCCUUUUACAAAAACGACCUAGCUAGAAGGCUGCUCAUGGGCAGAAGUGCCAGCGAUGACGCGGAGAAGAGCAUGCUCUCGAGACUCAAGACAGAGUGUGGCUCAAACUUUACCCAUAACCUGGAAACCAUGUUCAAGGACAUGGAUCUCGCCCGGGACGAGAUGGCUUCAUACAACGCUCUACUAAGGGAAAAGAAUGAACGACCGAAGAUCGACCUCAAUGUUAAUGUCAUCUCUGCCACUGCUUGGCCCAGCUACUUGGACAUACCCGUCAAUAUACCACCCUCCAUAAGUCGGGUGAUCAAUGAUUUCGAGCAAUUCUACCACAACAAGUAUAGCGGGAGAAGGCUGCACUGGAAACACGCUCUAGCGCACUGCCAGUUAAAGGCACGGUUCCCACGAGGAGACAAAGAGCUGGUCGUGAGCUCUUUCCAAGCAAUCGUGCUUCUUCUAUUCAAUGACAUUGCUAGCUCCGAGACGCUACCAUAUUCAGUCAUCAAGCAGGCGUCAGGUCUAUCGGAUGUGGAAUUGAAACGGACACUACAAUCACUAGCCUGCGCCAGAUACCGUGUUCUCACUAAGAAGCCGAAAGGUAAAGAGGUCAAUGAAGACGACGUGUUUGGGUACAACGCCAAAUUCGAGGACGAAAAGAUGCGCAUCAAGAUCAACCAGAUCCAGCUCAAGGAGACCAAGCAGGAGAACAAGACGACGCACGAGCGUGUUGCUGCAGACAGGCAGUAUGAGACCCAGGCCGCGAUUGUCCGCAUCAUGAAGAGCCGCAAGCUCAUCGCGCACUCGGAUCUGGUUGCGGAGGUGAUCAAGGCCACGAAGAAUCGCGGCCAGCUCGAGAUCGGCGAUAUCAAGAAGAACAUUGACAAACUCAUCGACAAGGACUACAUUGAACGGGAAGAAAACAACCAGUACAGGUACACAUGCUAG